Molecule: messenger RNA, 2082 nt
Organism: Penaeus indicus
Lineage: Eukaryota; Metazoa; Arthropoda; Malacostraca; Decapoda; Penaeidae
Product: zinc finger protein 808-like
Exons: 4
Coding region: 1-2082 (693 amino acids)
Biological process (GO): regulation of DNA-templated transcription
Molecular function (GO): RNA polymerase II cis-regulatory region sequence-specific DNA binding; DNA-binding transcription factor activity, RNA polymerase II-specific
Source: RefSeq, a predicted model, not a curated record
AUGAUUUCAGGCAACACAUCAAACUAUAAACUCGACCAAUGGUUCUUAACUUGGGGGUCGUGGAACCUCAGGGGGAUGUCAAUCGUGGAGGCAGAUGUAAGCCAAAAGAGGAUAAAAAACAUGGAGGAUUUGGAAGAGCCUCAGAAAAAGGACAUUGAUCCUGCUGGAGAGUUAAAGAUACCCAUAAACUCGCCACCUCCGAGAAGGCCUUUUACAUGUGAGAUUUGCUGUAGCAGUUUCAAGAAGAAACAUCAUCUCAAGAGCCAUUUAGCAGUUCACUCUAAAGUAAAGCCCUUUAAGUGUCCAAAAUGCAGUAAAAGUUUCUCUUUUGGUUAUAUCUUAAAGAGACAUAGCAAAAUCCAUACCAAGGAUUCGUCGUAUCGGACAAGGCCCUUUGAAUGCCACAUUUGUACUAAGACAUACAAAAGGAAGCAACACCUCAAGUUUCAUAUGUUUGUACAUUGUAAAGCAAAAUCCUUUGAGUGUCCACAAUGCAGUAAAGUGUUUUCUAGGAAGGAUACCUUAGACAGACAUAUCAAAAUCCACGUUGAGAAGGCCAAAGAACCCCAGCAACCACUGUUUGCUGACACAAAGACAGCUAUCAAGUUCAGUCAAGCAAGGGAACCUCCUGAAGCAGCGAAAGGACCCCUGAAACCACCUGCUGAGGAUGCAAGGGAACCACAGGCUGUUGGUAUCACCGACGACGAGUUUACGAUCCUUGAGGCAGAUGUAAGCAAAAAUAGGAUGGGAAUCAUAGAGCCUUGUAGCAUUGUAGGGAAUAACUUUGGACCAUCUAUCGACUCAAAACCCGGGAUGUCGACUCACAAGAACGGCGCAUGCGAGAAUGCAGACGGCGUGGUGAAGAAAUCGGCAGCUGCUCAAACAGAGAUCUUUAAAUGUCAGAUCUGUCUUAAACCUUUCACGAGGACCUACAUACCAGUCCAUUCUAACAAGAAGCGUUUUGAGUGCCCGCAGUGCAAAAAAUGCUUCUGCUUGAAGUCUUCCCUCACCAGACACAGUAAAAUUCAUAUUGAUCCAGCCAAGGUUGUCAAGAAGCCUCAGAAAACGCCAUCUCCUCAAGGAAAAAUAGCCAGCAUGCUCGAGGAUCUGAAGGAAGCUCUGAAAUCACCUGCUGAAAUUGUGAACAAGCCGCCUGAUUCUUCAUCCUCUUGGAUCCUGCCACGGCAUGCUGAUGUUACUGACAAAGACUUUAAGAUCAGUGUGGAUAAUAGCAAAUAUUUAAAUCCUGCUGAGGACGUGGAAGAGCCUCAGAAAAAGGACACUAAUCCUACUAGAGAGUUAAAGAUGUCCAAAAACUCGCCACUUCAGAGAAGGCCUUUUACAUGUGAGAUUUGCUGUAGCAGUUUCAAGAAGAAACAACAUCUCAAGAAUCAUUCAGCAGUUCACUCUAAUGUAAAGCCCUUUAAGUGUCCAAAAUGCGGUAAAAGGUUCUCUUUUCGUUAUACCUUAAAGAGACAUGACAAAGUACAUGCCAGGGAUGCCAGCAGGCCCCAGGGAACGCAAUAUGACGUGAAGAGCUUUUCCUAUUGCUUACUCCAAUUCCUGCCAGAACAUGUUGAUGCUUUCGCCAAACAAGUGGAGGGACACGUGGAUAACGCCGACCAUGCAGGUUCUGCCAAGGAAGUGAAAGAACCCCAGGACGAGGAGCAUAAUGCCAGGCCCUUUGAAUGUCAGACUUGUACCUGCAGAUUCAAAAAGAGGCACCACCUCCAGAACCACAUGUCUAUACAUACGAACGAAAAGCCCUUUAAGUGUCGGCAAUGCAGUAGAACGUUCUCAAGGAAAACUUCCUUAAACAGACAUCUCAAAAACCACCCCAGACCUGUUAAGAAAGCACGUGCUAGGCCUAGGGUACCUGACAAGAAAGCAAGGGCUCCUACUAAAAAAACGAUCAAUGAAGAUGUGAACAGACCGAAUCAUUACUUACCCCAACUCCUGCCUCGAUAUUUGGGUGCUCUCAGCGAACAAUUUGGGUUAUAUUUGGACGAUAGCUACUAUGCUAAGGAAGUGAAAGAACCCCAGAACGAAGACACCGAUUUAAAGAGCAAGUUUGACCCUUGA